Saccostrea cuccullata (small rock oyster) is the source of this 1234-nucleotide messenger RNA. Its product is annotated as forkhead box protein unc-130-like. Gene Ontology annotation, biological process: regulation of transcription by RNA polymerase II; cell differentiation; anatomical structure morphogenesis. NCBI's taxonomy places the organism in Eukaryota, Metazoa, Mollusca, Bivalvia, Ostreida, Ostreidae. Gene Ontology annotation, molecular function: RNA polymerase II cis-regulatory region sequence-specific DNA binding; DNA-binding transcription factor activity, RNA polymerase II-specific. The coding region runs from base 205 to 1035 and encodes 276 amino acids. The transcript has a single exon. The record is from RefSeq and is a predicted model, not a curated record.
UCAUGUUCAACUCCGUUCCCUUCGCAAUUGCAUGUCGUGUGUCAACACUUUGUUGUUCCUUUAAAAACCGAUGAUUUAACGGUACCCAAAUAUUAACAAGAAUCUAUUUUGUCUACACAAGACGUAAGGAUAGUGCUUUGGAACAAUUUAAAUUAAAAAGAAACUUUCAAUUAGAGGCAGAACUUUUUUACGUGACGAGGAAAAAUGAUACCAACAUCGUUCAGCAUUGACUUUUUGACUCGGAGCGAUCGUUAUCGGCCUGGGGGUAGCGGCAAUGAUGUGGCCCGGUGCAGCACCUCUCCCGACCCCCAGUCCUCGUCUUGUCACAGCGAGUCGGAGAGUUCCACCGGAGACAACUCCGAGUCCAUAGCGGAAGUUCUCUUGUCGCUGGACAAGACGAUAAAGAAUGGAAUAUCUGGAGAUCCCUCCAAGGAGAAGCCUCCACACUCUUAUAUCGCUCUCAUCUCCAUGGCUAUUUUAAGCAAUUCUGACCAAAAAAUGUUGCUAAGUGAUAUCUACCAAUAUGUGAUGGACAAUUUUCCGUAUUACAACAAUAAGGAAAAGGCAUGGAGAAAUAGCAUUCGCCAUAAUUUAUCCUUGAAUGAGUGUUUUGUGAAGAAUGGACGCGCUGGUAAUGGCAAAGGGAAUUUUUGGUCCAUUCAUCCUGCCUGUGUGGAGGAUUUUGCACGAGGAGAUUUCCGUCGUCGUCAGGCACGAAGAAGAGCCAGGAAGAGUAUGAAGGCGCCCGUGGAUCGCCCCAUUAGACCCGACUGUAGUUACAACCUAGGCUACGUUCCUAUGACUCCCUCUCCCAUCGGCUACCACGGAUACCCUCAUCAAGUCUUAUAUUCGCAGAAAAACUUUCACUCCAUUGCGCAGGUGCCCUCGCCGAUGACAUCCCAACACAUGGCCCCGAUGUCUUCCCCUUCUGGAUAUUUCUCUCCCAUGCACAUGCAUCAUGCCAGUUCCCAGUCCCAGCAGUUCUUAUCCUCGUCAGUCCAUCCGGGCGGCAGUUACCCUCAAAACUGCUGGUGAAAAAGACUGCACAGAUACAGUGACUACCUUGUUUUUAUUAUUUUUAAUUGUUAAAAUUUCGUGUUUUAUUUGUACAUACACUUUGGCAUGUAUAUAAUUUUCAAGUGCAAUAUUUUAGACAUAUACUAGUACAUAAUUUAUAAUUUUAUCAUAAUGUGUGAAUAAUCCAUUCGAUUAGUGGCAUUUGAAAUGUAUAAAA